Molecule: messenger RNA, 1347 nt
Organism: Cyphellophora europaea CBS 101466
Lineage: Eukaryota; Fungi; Ascomycota; Eurotiomycetes; Chaetothyriales; Cyphellophoraceae
Exons: 2
Coding region: 1-1347 (448 amino acids)
Source: RefSeq, a predicted model, not a curated record
AUGGACAGCACCAGACAUAUGGUCGUGGGAAGCACCGAGUGCGACUGCGCUCGUCAUCCAUCCAAAGGUCUGGUAAAAUCGACCCAUGAAUACGUAUGCAUUGUCGAAGCCAGCGCCCGCAAUGCCGUUCGUGAGAACCUCCCGAAGCUUGACAAGGGAAGUUCGAUCGUCUUUGACAUGGACAAGCCCGAGGACUGGGAUGAGAUGGACGAAGAAGCUCGCUGGACAAGCAAGCGCGAGCGUCUAGUCAGUCUCUUCGGGGGCAACAAUCUCUGGUUUGAGGAGGACGGCGACCCUCUCCGCGGCGACUCCAUCAUUACGGUUUGGAGGGAAGACUACUACGCCAGCUUCGAAGCCGCCAACCACCACGACUAUGACGACCACUACUGGAUCGGCAGUCAGGUGCUACCAGCUUUGUGUACCUACACUGAAGAGGACUACAACAAGACACCCCAGGGCGUCUUUGUCAGAAUGCAAGCCUGCAGAGAGGAUCGUGAUGCUGUCUGGCAGAAGCACGUCAGCUCGUUGUUGAUAGCCGCCAUCACGGCAGAUCUCAGAAGCCGAAGACCUGCACUACUGCCGCAGACCGCUCGCGACCUGCUGGACUACCUCAACUCUCCCGGCCACAUCAUCAGUCAAGAUGAGGCCGACGGUCUUCUACGCGAUCUUAAUAAGUCGCAUGCAACUGGUCUUGUCGGUGUCGGAUCCCAUGACAGCACUCCGGACGACCCGUUGUCGAAUCACCCCACCAUGACUAGCAACUCUGCAACUUCGACCACUACUACUGCAGAGGAUCCGAGACCCACGAGGAGUCGUGGCACCAUUGCUGCGCAAUACGACGUACCCGUACUGCGAGCUCCUGGCAGGACGCUGAUUCCAGUGGAGAGACUGCAGAUGCCUCAGAUACGCCCUACGGUUCAGCAACCCACAACUUCUCCCUCUACACGCUCACCACACCAUACCCAAGCGGGCGAGACUACCUCAGCCUCACAACUCGACUCCCCGAACCAUGUGGCUGGACCGGUCAGAAAUGUUCCGCUGCGCAUUCGUCCUAAGCCUUACACUACUGGCAGACCUGGCGUCCAGCAGCAGCAGUCUUACAGCAGACCGACCGUCCCGACCGCUUCUUCGCCGCUCACUCAGCCUCUAGCCUUUCGGCAACAGAUGACCGGCAACGAUUCGAGCAGCCUCGCCUUCUCUCUCAUGUCGCAGCCUACGGAGCACAUCACUCCAGUUACGGCCACCAUGCCACGUCUUGCACCGCGCAUUACUGGCAUCAACAGGACCAACGGCCGCGCAACCCAGCCAGCAGAGCCAGCAGAUCAGAGUCGGAAUGGCCGGAAAUAA